Molecule: messenger RNA, 3260 nt
Organism: Gavia stellata (red-throated loon)
Lineage: Eukaryota; Metazoa; Chordata; Aves; Gaviiformes; Gaviidae
Gene: CHAF1B
Product: chromatin assembly factor 1 subunit B
Exons: 14
Coding region: 26-1723 (565 amino acids)
Biological process (GO): DNA replication-dependent chromatin assembly; nucleosome assembly
Cellular component (GO): CAF-1 complex; nucleus
Molecular function (GO): protein binding
Source: RefSeq, a predicted model, not a curated record
UAGGCCGCGCGGCGCCGCAGCAAAUAUGAAGGUCAUCACUUGUGAAAUAGCGUGGCAUAAUAAGGAGCCUGUUUACAGCUUAGACUUCCAACAUGGAGCUGAUGGGAAGAUCAAUCGACUGGCCUCAGCAGGUGUGGACACAGCUGUUCGUAUAUGGAAAGUGGAAAAAGGACCGGAUGGAAAAGCAAUUGUGGAAUUCUUGUCCAACCUCGCUCGCCAUACCAAAGCAGUAAAUGUUGUGCGCUUCUCUCCGAGUGGUGAGAUCCUAGCAUCUGGAGGAGAUGAUGCUGUUAUUUUAUUGUGGAAGCUGAAUGAUAGCAAAGAAUUGGAACCAUUAGUUUUUCAGGAUGAAGAUGAAGCUCAGCUCAACAAGGAGAAUUGGACAGUUAUUAAAACUUUAAGAGGCCACUUAGAAGAUGUGUAUGAUAUUUGUUGGACCUCAGAUGGAAAUUAUAUGGCAUCUGCUUCUGUAGAUAACACAGCUAUAAUGUGGGAUGUCAAUAAAGGACAGAAGGUUUCAAUAUUAAAUGAACACAAGAGUUAUGUCCAAGGAAUAACCUGGGAUCCUCUAGGCCAGUACAUUGCAACUCUGAGUUGUGAUAGGGUCCUGCGAGUAUACAACACGCAAACCAAGCGUGUAGCAUUCAAUGUUACCAAGAUGCCAUCCGGAUCAGGAGCUGAAGGAGAGGCUCGGAGCUAUCGGAUGUUUCAUGAUGACAGCAUGAAGUCGUUUUUCCGCAGGCUCAGUUUUACUCCUGAUGGCUCCUAUUUACUCACUCCAGCUGGCUGUGUUGAAUCAGGAGAAAAUGUAACAAACACUACGUAUGCUUUCUCCAGAAACAAUCUUAAAAGGCCCGUGGGUCACCUGCCAUGUCCUGGAAAGGCAAGUCUUGCUGUUCGCUGCUGCCCGGUCUACUUUGAGUUGAGACAAGCAUUUAAUAAAGCUCCUGCUCUAUUUAAUCUGCCCUAUCGACUGGUGUUUGCUGUUGCUUCAGAAGAUUCUGUGCUUUUUUAUGAUACUGAACAGUCCUUCCCCUUUGGUUAUGUUUCUAACAUACAUUAUCACACCCUGAGUGACAUUUCAUGGUCCAGCGAUGGAGCCUUUCUUGCUAUUUCUUCCACGGAUGGAUACUGUUCAUUUGUUACCUUUGAGAAGGAUGAGCUGGGAAUACCAUUGAAGGAGAAGCCACAGAUAAAUGUCAGGACUUCUGGUGCAACAGAGAAGAAAGUGAAAAAGAGCCAGUCGCACAAAGUCAUUUCCCCAGGCUCUAGGCUGACAGAGGGGACUCCUCCCAGCAGGGCCACUGAUCCCAGCACUCCCACUCUCCAACCUAGAACACCCACAGCUGCUGGUAAGGACUUGCCUUCCACACCUGUUGGCAUAAAAAAUAUUCCAGUCUCAUCCUCAGAUGAGAGGAAAAUCAGCCAGCCAGCCAGCCAGAGUACUAAAGUAAACCAGCCCAGGAGGAUUACUCUCAACACUUUACAAGCAUGGAGCAAGACGCCAAGGAGAGUAAACUUGAUUCCACUGAAGCCAGAUACGCCAACCUCUGCAUAUGCAGAUACAGUUCCUAUACCUCCUUCCUCAGAACAGGAACAUGAGAGGCCAUUACCAUCUGAUGACAGUCUUCAAAAUCCCCCACCAUCGAAACGUCUUAGAACUGAGGAAAUGUCUCUUUCUACAUCUGCUGAAGAUCAAAUCAGCUGUGAUUCAAACAAAUAAAGGCUAAGCUUUUAAUAGACUCUUCACAGUCUGAAGGCAAUGCAGCUGUAUCUGAGAGUGCAUUUCUUUUUGCAAAUGUGAAAGCGUCAAUUCCCAAGUAAAGUACCAUAUGCAUAUUUGACGUAGUGCUGUGAAGAAAGAAGCUGGCAGUAGAAGACACAGGUUUCAGAAAUGUAGCUUUGCAGAAGAAGAAAUAAUUGGGAGGUGACUUAUAAGUGUGUUUCUACUUCUUGAAGACAGCAUUCUUCAAGAAAUGCCACAGCUUAAGGAAAUCGGGGAAAUGUGGGUAUGGAAAAGCUAUACAGUAACCUGAGAGUCUCCAUCAAAGUCCCUAAGCUGAUGUUUAUAAAGUAUUAUGACUUCCAGCAACCUGUCUGGCAAAAGAAUAGAAUUUCUAAGGACUUAAUCAUAAUUAUUUGAUGUGGUUUAAGACAAAAUAAUUCGUGCUUUCCAGUACAUGUGGAAUGGAAGCUGAUGUUCAUAUGCUCUGAAUGCAGCAGCAUACAGUAAGACUGAUACGAUAGAAACAGAAAUCAGAACUUGUGACUCCAAAAAAACCAAGAAAGCAAAAGGAAGAAACCCUCUGAAGACCUGUUGUAAGAACUAAUACUAAGUUUCUGUAUUUUCAAAAAAUGCAGACAUGAGAUUUUCCUGAGGCAGCAGGAUUUGAGCGUAUACAUUAGAAGUUUCCCCCUUUUCAUUUUUCAAAAAUCUUAAAUCCGUUAGCCAAUAAAAUAUAAUAUAAAUUCAGUGUAUAUUAAACUUCUAAAAGUUUAUUUCUUUUUAGCGUUUAGUACUUGCUAUAUAAUUGAAUGAAGACAUACAGAUUGAAAACAAUGAGAUCAAAAUAUUUGAAAAUCAUCACACUUGAUUUUCUAUGGUGUGGAGACUUAGCCUCCAGAAUUAGAAUGCUCAGCCACAGUAUUGUGAGCUUGUCCACUUAAUUUUCUUUAACAUCAUAUACUUGUUUUUAAAAAGUAAGAUAGUUCUUAAAAUGUGAACAGUCAUUCUAGCUGAUAAUAGCAUGUAGAAGUUUUAAACAGCAUUUCCUCUUACUAUUUAGCCUAUUAAUCUAUCAUUUGAAGUUCCACAACACACAGGAGGGGAAAGCUACAAUUCAAAUUAAAGCUGUUUAACUUUCAUUCUUCCCUGGAUUUGGUUGUUUUUGAGGUGUGUAAUUUACUUAGUAUUUGUUUUCUGUCAGUUUCUAUGAAAGUGGACUAAUACUUCAGAAAAGUAGAAAUACAUGUUUCAGAAGUGAUUCAUAAAAAUAUCAAGGAGGAAAUAUUAACAAAUACCUGUGUCAGAGUGUUUCAAGCAAAUGAAGUACAUUGCCUACAAUUCAAUUUCAACAGACAUUAAUAAGCAGAGAGUUGUAGGAAACUAACUGUAUCUUUGCUUUCAACCACUGAGAUGAGAAUUAGACUUACCCAAACGUGGGUUUUCUUCUAGUGAGGAAUAUAAAGACUUAAUUACCAAGCCAAGCCAUUUCUAAAACUGUUUUUCACAAAAAAGUUUAUAGACAUAUCUGAAUUAA